CCCGUGCUCAGCAGAAGACGGAGGCAGCAGGCCUGCCUGGGGAGCGGCGCUGAGAGACGGCAGCCCUCCCACCCUUCUGCAAGGGGGGAACGCAGCGGAGCCAGCCCCUCUCCAGGCAGGGGGAGCGAGCCUGGAACAAACGUCGCCUGCGUUGUGGGCAGAGCCGCGAGCAGGGGAAGCCGGGAACAGAACACAGACCUUACACGCUCCUCGGCUGAGUCACCAGAGUGUAUAAAACAGAGCCCGGCAGCUCGCGCUGCGCGAAAGGGGAGGCACGAGGCAUCGGGACUCUCGGGCAGAUCUUGCAACUAACUGUAAGCCAUCCAGCAGGAAGAUGCUCUCCUUCUUGCUCAUCAUUUGUCUGCUGGCAAGAAACACAGCAUCAGGCCUGGUGAGCAGAGCAGAGCCUGCAGCAUCCAGGGAUGUCACCACCUUUUUCCAGCUGGCUCAGGGAGACCACUGGGAGAACGUUAAUCUCACCAGCAUGUCCUGCAAGGAUUGGAAGAACAGGACAUGGAUCACCCUGCAGCUGACCAACAGCAGCCUGACAGCUUUCCCUAUCUGCCUGCCAGAGGCCCUGCAGACCUUGGAUCUCAGCAACAACCUCUUAGAAGAGGUGAAUGGCACAGAAAUAGCAAAUCUCCCACAGCUGCGCAUCCUUGUACUGAGGCAGAACCUUCUCCAGGCAGUCAGGUGGGGGUCGGAAACCUUCAGCAGCCUUCAUUCACUGGACUUAAGCUUUAACAAGCUGUCCUCUGUGCCAUCGUGCCACACCUCUUCCAUGCCUAACCUGAGGUGGCUGUCCUUGGCUGGAAAUCCACUGAUUGAAAUCCAGCCACUGGCUUUUUCCUGUUACCCCCGGCUACAGUUCCUGAACCUCUCCACAACUCUGCUUGGGCAGGAAGGCAGAAGGGGAAUUCAGGAGUCUGCUUUUGCCAUCAGUCUCUCCCCUGGCGAUGCCCUGCACAGUCCCGAGAACACCAUCAGCGUGCUUGAUCUGAGCGGGACCUUUCUCGAGAGAAUUCAAGUUGAGUGGACCAGAGACUUGCCCAACCUCAGAUUUCUUCACCUGACAAAGAUGCCAAAAUUACAAAGUCUUGAUACCGACUUCAGGUCUAUGCCUCACCUCAGAGAGCUGAACUGCCGUGACUCCCAUUCUCUGGGUUUUGUGAGGACAGAGAUGUUUGAAAGCACACCUAACCUAAGCCAUCUCUCCUUUCAAAACUGUAACCUGAGUUCCUUUAAUUCUUGGAAUACCAAUUCCUCAGACAGUAUCAUCAUCAACUUGCAUGGAAAUCCUCUGCUAUGUGACUGUAGGCUCUCCUGGCUGCUCUCCACGCCCAAGAUUGUGCUGCAAAAGGUUUUGGACACUUUUUGCACCACAUCCCAAGAAAACGGGGACAGGCCUUCAGUUUCUUUUUCACUGCAAGAUCUCUACAAUAAAUGCCAGGCUGAGGAGGAUAUCUCACUGCCCGAUUCAAACACAACCUCCAUCCAAGGAGACGCUUUCAGCCUUGCCAACUACUACACCACAACUGCAGCAAUGACAACAGACUCUGCUCCGCUAACCAAAGACGCUUACAUUCGUCUGAAUGAGGAAGCCAGUGUAAUGAGCACAACCUCAGCCAACCCAGCUGAGCUGAUGCUCACGAAAGCCAACAGUUCCUCCCCUGAGGACGAGGCAGUUUCCGAAUCCACGAGCCAUCCCCCUUUCCUUGCAUCUCUAACCACCUCCCCCGGUUUUCUCAGAGAGCUCUACAGCCAGACCACGGAUUAUGGCUCUGUGAGUCAAACUGAAACACUGAAGCAGCUCCAGGGAGAGCUCAGAAAAACUCACAUGGCAUUUCCCCAGGAACGCCUAUUCAGCCAGCCCACUAGCGAGCAUUCUACUCCAGCAACAGGAAAACCAGAUGCCAUUCCCCAUUACAUUCACUCCUUUGCUGUGGAAAGGACACCACAAACAAAUCUACGGCAGCCAAACUCCACAAAGUCCAGCACUCAGUCAGCAUCCACACCCACCCGGCCACGGAUCCACUACGUAGAUGACUACGAAUACAGCGAGGAGACAACGGAACCCCCUGUGCAACAAACGUACACCUCCUGUGACUACAACCCUUGCAGACACCUUCAGAAGCCGUGCAGCGAACUUCAGAGAGCAUCCCCAUGCUUAUGUCCUGGCAUGUCAACAGAAAAUGAAAUUCCAGACCCGCCGAGGCUCAGAGAGGUGUCUGAAGUCACAGACAGCUCUGCACAGAUACACUGGUGCGCCCCGAACUCCGUUGUUCGUACCUAUCAGUUGAUGCUCCGUGACCAAGGCGAUGAGGAAGGACAGCUUGUCCUGGAGAACAUUUACUCCACAGCGAGGCAGUACACCCUGUAUAACCUCUCCCCAUACACCACUUACCACAUUUGUGUGACUGCUUCCAACAGCGCAGGGUUAAGCCACACAGUAAACCAAGGAAUUGCAGGCAAUUCAUGUGCCAGGUUCAGGACAAAGCCCAGCUACAAGUCUGUCUUUGCUGCUCUGUCUGCAGCAAGUGGACUCUUUCUCAUUUCCACAAUUAUUUUGUCCAUCUGUCUGUGCAAGGCACGUAAGAAGCCUCACAGUGAGCAGUACAGCACGCAUCUAGUCUCCUACAAGAACCCAGCAUUUGAUUACCCAUUAAAGUUACAAAGUGCAGAUUAGCGCUAGGUGAUCGUUCUAUACAUUCCAAGGUCGCUAUCUCUAUCACUUUGGUAUGUUUUCCUUUAUCAAAAAGUCCUUCAGCAAAAAAAAAAAAAAAAAAAAAAGGAAAUAUCUGACAUCAUUGCCACUGUGUUUCUAGAGAAGAAAAAAAAAAUUUUUUUAAAGGCAGCCAAACAAAAAAAAAAAGCCUUUGGUUCUUGUUCACAUGCUAAGUGUGUACAUUAACCUUGAGAAGUUAGUUUUAUGCUCAGCUACAAAUAUACUAAUGUACAUUUCACACCAUGAGAUGGAUCCUUGUCAGCUGUCACCAAUACAGUCCAUGCAGAGCGAGAAUCUAGAAUGCAUUUUACUAUGCACAACAGAUACUGCUCUUAAUCACGUGAGUGAGGCUGAGCUUUCAUUUUUGAAAGAGCAUUACUGAAAAGAGCACGAAACAGACCUCCUUGGGCCCAGUGGCAGGGUGCUGUAUGCAUCCAACUCCAGUAAAUAACUGGUGACCAAAACUGCUCAGCUCUGCAUCUGGUCAGGAAAAAGAAACACGAAGGUGAACUGCCAAAAGGAAGAGCAAGACACUGUGGGAUCAUCACAGCCAGGACAAUCGCUUUGUUCUGACUUUGUGUGACAUCUUCUGCAACUGCAGCUUCCGAGUGCAACCACAAUAGCAACCACAGGCAGUGCAGGGUUUGGAACACAAGUUCCUCAGAGAAAGGGUGGGAGGGAGCACAUCAGCAUUUACUUCACAAUUGACUUUAAACAAGAGAUUACUACUCAGUUCCAUCUGCAGAUUGAGUGGGCUGAUGACUUACCUCAUACAGAGGCAUAGAGCCAAGCAAAGAAAGAAUUGAAUAUGUAUGUUGCUGAGACUUGAAAAACUGAAAUCCUGUACACUAGCAACAGCAGGGAUUUAUGCAGACAUUUUUCACACGUACUUCAGGGUACUCAUUUCUGCUAUACUAAUAACAACAGAUGCUGACAAUUCCCAUUCUUCAGCAGCUUAGAGAGAUCUUUUCAUUACAAGUUUUUUGUUUGUUUGUUUUAUAAGAGGCAGCAUUUGUCCUGGUCAAACAUUUCCCUCUAACAACCACUGUUCAGAGAGCAAGGUAUAUUUCUACUGUUGUAUAGAUACAGCACAUCAAACCCCCCAGGCUCGGAGAAUGAAGGGUGCUGUAUGCUGCAAGAGUCUCUUUUCUCUCCAUGUUUUUUUUAAUGUUCUUUGUAUUAAUGGAAAUAAAAGCUACAGACUGGUAGUCCUUUGUUAAA
Messenger RNA from Lagopus leucura (white-tailed ptarmigan), 3946 nucleotides. It is a transcript of the gene LRRN4, whose product is annotated as leucine rich repeat neuronal 4. NCBI's taxonomy places the organism in Eukaryota, Metazoa, Chordata, Aves, Galliformes, Phasianidae. The record is from RefSeq and is a predicted model, not a curated record. The transcript is spliced from 5 exons. The coding region runs from base 335 to 2686 and encodes 783 amino acids. Gene Ontology annotation, molecular function: protein binding.